Molecule: messenger RNA, 4558 nt
Organism: Rhea pennata
Lineage: Eukaryota; Metazoa; Chordata; Aves; Rheiformes; Rheidae
Gene: HSP90B1
Product: heat shock protein 90 beta family member 1
Exons: 18
Coding region: 120-2504 (794 amino acids)
Biological process (GO): protein folding
Cellular component (GO): perinuclear region of cytoplasm; endoplasmic reticulum
Molecular function (GO): ATP hydrolysis activity; ATP-dependent protein folding chaperone; ATP binding
Source: RefSeq, a predicted model, not a curated record
CGGCCGGCCCAGCGGGAGCGGCGCGCGGCGGCGGCGGAGGCCGGUUGCGGCAGGCUCGUGAGCGCGAGGCAGGUGCCGCCCGGGGCUGCUCUCCUGUGCGGCCGCAGACCCGCGUCGCCAUGAAGCCGGUGUGGGGGCUCGCUCUCGCGUGCACUCUGCUCCUGGCCGCAUCGGUUAGAGCUGAUGAGGUGGAUGUGGAUGGGACUGUGGAAGAUGACUUGGGUAAAAGCAGAGAAGGGUCUCGAACAGAUGAUGAAGUUGUUCAGAGAGAGGAAGAAGCUAUCCAGCUAGAUGGUCUAAAUGCAUCUCAGAUAAAAGAAAUCAGAGAAAAAUCUGAAAAGUUUGCAUUUCAAGCAGAAGUUAACAGAAUGAUGAAACUUAUUAUCAAUUCUUUAUAUAAAAAUAAAGAGAUUUUCUUGAGGGAACUUAUUUCAAAUGCUUCUGAUGCUUUAGAUAAGAUACGGUUAAUUUCCUUAACUGAUGAGAGUGCUCUUGCUGGUAAUGAGGAACUUACAGUCAAAAUCAAGUGUGAUAAAGAGAAGAACAUGCUUCAUGUUACAGAUACGGGUAUUGGCAUGACAAAAGAGGAGUUGAUUAAAAACUUGGGUACCAUUGCGAAGUCUGGUACAAGUGAAUUCUUAAACAAGAUGACUGAAAUGCAGGAUGAUAGCCAAUCAACAUCCGAGUUAAUUGGCCAGUUUGGUGUUGGCUUUUAUUCCGCUUUCUUAGUAGCGGACAGAGUUAUUGUUACAUCAAAACACAAUAAUGAUACGCAACAUAUUUGGGAAUCAGACUCAAAUGAGUUCUCUGUGAUUGAUGACCCAAGAGGUAACACUUUAGGACGUGGCACAACCAUAAGUCUUGUCUUGAAGGAGGAAGCGUCAGACUACCUUGAGCUGGAUACUGUUAAAAAUCUAGUCAAGAAAUAUUCACAGUUCAUAAACUUCCCCAUAUAUGUGUGGAGCAGUAAGACAGAGACUGUUGAAGAACCCAUUGAGGAGGAAGAGGAAGCAAAGGAGAAAGAAGAAACAGAUGAUGAUGAAGCUGCAGUGGAGGAGGAGGAGGAGGAAAAGAAACCAAAAACUAAAAAGGUUGAAAAGACUGUUUGGGAUUGGGAGCUUAUGAAUGACAUAAAACCAAUCUGGCAGAGACCUUCUAAAGAGGUCGAAGAAGAUGAAUACAAAGCUUUUUACAAAACCUUUUCCAAGGAUCAUGAUGAUCCUAUGGCUUACAUCCACUUCACUGCUGAAGGGGAAGUAACUUUCAAAUCCAUCCUGUUUGUUCCUAAUUCUGCUCCACGUGGCCUGUUUGAUGAAUAUGGAUCCAAAAAAAGUGACUUCAUAAAGCUGUAUGUUCGAAGAGUAUUCAUCACAGAUGAUUUCCAUGAUAUGAUGCCUAAAUACCUUAACUUCGUUAAGGGUGUUGUGGAUUCUGAUGAUCUUCCUCUGAAUGUAUCUCGUGAAACACUUCAGCAGCAUAAAUUGCUAAAGGUGAUCAGAAAGAAACUUGUUCGCAAAACCCUUGAUAUGAUCAAGAAAAUAGCAGAAGAAAAGUACAAUGACACGUUCUGGAAAGAAUUUGGUACUAAUGUAAAGCUUGGAGUGAUUGAGGAUCACUCCAAUCGUACACGACUGGCUAAACUGCUUCGCUUCCAGUCUUCUCAUCAUGAAAGUAACCUUACAAGCCUUGACCAGUAUGUUGAAAGAAUGAAAGAGAAACAAGACAAGAUCUAUUUUAUGGCAGGUGCCAGCAGGAAGGAGGCAGAGUCCUCACCAUUUGUUGAACGUCUUCUGAAAAAGGGCUAUGAAGUGAUCUAUCUGACUGAACCUGUAGAUGAAUACUGUAUUCAGGCUCUGCCAGAGUUUGAUGGCAAGAGGUUUCAGAAUGUGGCUAAAGAAGGAGUUAAGUUUGAAGAAAGCGAAAAAUCCAAGGAGAGUCGGGAAGCCUUGGAAAAGGAGUUUGAACCACUUUUAAACUGGAUGAAAGACAAAGCCUUAAAAGACAAGAUUGAAAAAGCUGUGCUAUCUCAACGUUUAACCCAAUCUCCAUGUGCACUUGUGGCUAGUCAGUAUGGAUGGUCUGGUAACAUGGAAAGAAUCAUGAAGGCUCAAGCCUACCAAACUGGCAAGGAUAUAUCUACAAACUACUAUGCUAGCCAAAAGAAGACAUUUGAAAUAAACCCUAGGCAUCCACUGAUAAAGGACAUGCUGAGGCGAGUCAAGGAGAAUGAAGAUGACAAAACGGUUUCGGAUCUUGCAGUAGUAUUGUUUGAAACUGCAACUUUGAGAUCAGGAUAUAUGUUACCAGACACCAAGGAAUAUGGAGAUAGAAUAGAAAGGAUGCUUCGUUUAAGUUUAAACAUUGACUUGGAUGCAAAGGUGGAGGAAGAGCCUGAGGAGCCUGAAGAUGCAGCUGAGGAGGAGGCAGAGCAAGAUGAAGAACAGGUGGAUGCUGAAGAAACUGAAACACAGAAGGAAUCUACAGAUGUGAAAGAUGAACUGUAAACUACAUUCAACUGUCAUCCUGUGUUGGGAGUUAGGGAAUGUGAAUUAGAUUGUUCUGGUUUUUUUUUUUCCACUGUAAAAUGCUGAGGGAUGGUAUGGGGUUAGGGCAAAGGAGGAUUUUUUUUUAAGUUGACUUUUCUAAAAACAUUCCUCACGAAUGUAAAUUUGUACUAUUUAACUGACUUCUUGGUGUAAAAUCUUGCCAUGUACAAAAUAAAAUGUUCCCAAACACCAUGUUAACCCUCUAAAUUUCACAUAGCAAGCUCAUCUUGUGGGUUACUACUGAGCAGAAUUGAUGGGUUUGUCUUGAUUUGCUUGAGUGUUCAGGUCUGCACAACAGGAAGCUUGCUGUGGUGAUUCAGCAGUCUUUUCAGACUGUUGUGAGUCACUUUCACUGCUGUAUGCCUGUGGCCAGGUGUUAAGCCUGCCAUGCUUUUGAGCUAGAAUAAUCUGAUGUUUGUGAACUACAUUUUAGGGAGACUCUGUAGAAUGAGUAUUCAGAAGUUAUGUAACUACUGUCAUCUUGAAAUAAGAGAGAGGGCAUUUAAAAAUAGAUACUGUGUUGGAACUGAAGUCCUGCUGCUUAGCAUGAAAGGUAGUAUUGUAAAGGAAGUGUGGUUGUAGCAGCCUUUCUGAAGUUCACUGCCUAUGUAGGGUAGCACUGAACUACAUAAUGGACAGUGGUGGCCUUUGAGACAAGUGAGAAUGAUCUCCAUCCAUUAAACAUGUGAACAGACAGAAAAGUGGCUUACUAUGUGUGCCUGUGCUGUUACUGUUUAGUAACACUGCCUUGUUCCUGUGUUGUUCACCUAAGAAAUACAUUAGUUCUGCUUUCUACAAAUGUGGAGUUCUUGGCUGUGACAGUUACUUCUUAACACUGUUCCCAGACUCGUUACUCUUGUUCUUAUGUGUUUUUAGUAUGACUAAGCACUAUAAAUGCUUAGUCUAACUCAAGCUACAGCUGCUGAUACCAAAUGGAAUAAUAUGGCAACAAGCAAGAUUGGAGGCACCAUUUCUAUUUUGUUAGCUUUUAUGUGGUGUUUGCAUAAAGCACUGCAUUUUUCACUAGUGCCUCUACUUUAAAACAGAUUUUCACAGGGUAGGUAGAAAAUGUUUACAUGGAAGUUUUUCUGCCUUGCUCUGAAGCUCAUAGAAGUAGUACUCCUGUGCAGCAACUCUAAUGACUUGGAAGAGUGAAUCUUAGGCAUCUGUGACUUAAGUUCAGACUGAAGUCUGAACUUAAAUAAGCUAUUCUAAUUAAGUUCAAACAGUGGCCUAAGGAACUUCUACUCUAUAUUGCCCAAAUAAUUUUGUUCCCUUGCAAUAAAUACACUGCACUUGUAUCAGCAUGGUUAUGGAGUUAGGGUUCAUACAGAGUUGUUUUAAAAAGUACGCUAUUUGAGACUUCCAGGAAUGGGAGCUUUGUGUGUGGCUUUUUUUCAGGAUUCUUCUUUUGUUCUCACUGCAGUAGUCUUAGGUAUUGUUUAUAACAUGGCUCUUGUAUAAGCAUCUGAGUGGUCUAACUCCAAAAGUAUAGUUCAGCAGCUAGCAAUAUGUUGGCUUUAAUAGCAGUCUUCGUUAGGUUUUCAGAUAGCGUAGGAGCACCAUCAACUCUUAAAGUACAGUCCUCUUAGAAAAAGAGUGCAACUUUCUUUGUGCUCUGUAGCAAUCAACUGCUCCUGAGAUUUUUGACUUACAGAACACAGAGCAUUAGAGUUUGGAAUGUAAAGAAAAAUCCCCUACAAUGUUAAAUAUACAUUCACAACUCGAGUGGAUGUGUAAUCAACAUCCACCCUUAGUUAUGUUUGACCAGCUUGAGCAGCGUAUGUGACUUACUUACAUCUACUAUAUGUAUAAGAGCUUUAUAAUAGCUGACAGUUCUAGAAAGAAUAUUGGAAGCAUAAUUGUUUGCUACAGAACUCUAAAUCUGUUAAUUAUUUGUCCACUUCUAGCAACCUUCGCUCUGUUCCACAGUUGAAGUUCUCAAUGCCUUGGUUUCAGGAUGCCAUGUCUGAUUCAAUUUCAGAACUAAUAAAAGCACACUUUGAGGGUCA